Messenger RNA from Hyaena hyaena (striped hyena), 2342 nucleotides. RefSeq names its product bone marrow stromal cell antigen 1 (gene BST1). NCBI's taxonomy places the organism in Eukaryota, Metazoa, Chordata, Mammalia, Carnivora, Hyaenidae. Gene Ontology annotation, biological process: positive regulation of B cell proliferation. The transcript has 9 exons. The record is from RefSeq and is a predicted model, not a curated record. Gene Ontology annotation, cellular component: plasma membrane. Bases 34 to 987 code for a protein of 317 amino acids. Gene Ontology annotation, molecular function: NAD+ nucleosidase activity; phosphorus-oxygen lyase activity.
CGGGCCGCACGGAGCCGGGACGCAGCGCGGGAGAUGGCAGCCCGGAGGCGCGCGCCCGCGCUGCUGUGGCUGCUGCUGCUGCUGCCGCCGGGGCGCACCGCGGGCGCUGCGGGCGCUGGGGGCGCGCGGUGGCGCGGAGAGGGCAGCAGCCCGCACCUGCGGAGCAUCUUCUUGGGCCGCUGCGCCGAGUACAUCUCGCUGCUGAGCCCGGAGCUGCGGGACAAGAACUGCACAGCUAUCUGGGAAGCCUUUAAAGUGGUUCUGGACAAGGAUCCCUGUUCCGUACUGCCCUCGGACUAUGACCGUUUUAUUAGCCUCUCCAGACACUCCAUCCCCAGAGAUAAGUCCCUGUUCUGGGAAAACAACCACCUCCUUGUCACUAGUUAUGCAGAGAAUGCCCGUCGCUUUAUGCCUCUGUGUGAUGUUCUGUACGGCAGGAUUGGAGAUUUUCUGAGCUGGUGUCGACAGGAAAAUGCAUCCGGACUCGAUUAUCAGUCCUGCCCUACGUCAGAAGAUUGUGAGAACAACCCUGUGGAUUCUUACUGGAAAAUGGCGUCUUCGCAGUAUUCAAGGGAUAGUUCUGGGGUCAUUCACGUCAUGCUGAACGGUUCAGAGCCCAAAGGAGCCUAUCCUGUUAAAGGUUUUUUUGCAGAUUUUGAAAUUCCCUAUCUCCAGAAGGAUAAAAUCACACGAAUUGAGAUCUGGGUUAUGCAUGAAAUUGGGAGACCAAAGGUGGAAUCCUGUGGAGAAGGCAGUGUGAAAAUCCUGGAAGAGAGACUGGAAAAAAUGGGUUUUCAGUACACCUGUAUUAAUGAUCACCUACCAGUGAAGCUCUUAAUGUGUGUGGACCACAGCACUCAUCCCGACUGUGUCUUAAAUUCAGCAGUAACAUUCACUCGAAGAGAAGCCGCACCCCUCUGUGCAGAAUGUGGCGCCAGCAUUAUCAUUGCUUUCUUAGUGGCUCUGGCUUCAAUUGUUCAGAUGUAACUGGAAGCUUAGCUGUGCUGCCUUAACAGUUCCCAGCCCUGAAAGCUGCCCUUGCACAUUCAUCCUUCUUGUUCUGUGCAUACCAAGUGGUUCCAUUGUCUAAAAAAGCUUCCUUCUGGGAAAACAGUGUCCUGGGUGGGGUUUUCAGUGAUACACAUGCUUGGGAUUUCAGAGACAAGAAAUUAAUCUCGUCCUAUUUAGCAGGUUAAAAUCGCUGCAUUAAAAUGAAAGCAAGUUAUUAGUUUCUUGUUUCAUAUUGUAUAAAGCAUUGAGACCCCAACUACUAUUAUAUAAUAAAAUAUUUUUAUGAAAUUCUAGUAGAAUUAGAUUUUAUACUUUUUCUGUAUUUUCCUGUGUCUCCAGUGGGACACACUGAAUGCUUAUUGAUAGCUUAAGAUAUAUAUACACUAUAUAUAUGUCUACAUAUUUGGCAUGCAAAGAUUUAUGAAUAAAGGUGUUGAUUUAAUGGUUAUGUAUAAUGGGGAGGAGAAACUCAUAAUGUCCAAUAAUAGGGAGCUGUUUUCUCAUGGUUUGGUAUAUCUGGAGGAUAGAAUAGCAUUCGAUGUAAAAGUCAUGUUUCCCAAUCCAAAUGUCCUUCAGCUGGUGAGCAGAUGAGCUCACUGUGGUACAUCAAUACAACCCUCUCUAUAUAGUCAGAAAGAGAAUGUGACAUGAGAAACACUCAUAUUUGCUAAUAAAAGAAGCCAGACUAAUAGGCUGCAUACUGUAUUAUUCUACUUUUGUGACAUUCUGGAAAAGGCAAAACUGUAGAAAUGGAGAAUAGAUCAGUGGUCGCAAAGGGUUAGGACCAGUGAGAGGGGUAACCACAAAGAGGCAGUGUGAGGGAAUUUUGGGGGAGUGAGAAACUGUUCUGUAUCUUGAUUGUGGUAGUGGUAACCUGAAUCUAUGUUUUUUGUCAACACUUAGAACCGUAUAUCAAAAAAUAGUAAUUUUCACUGUAUGUAACUGAAAUGUUUUCGAAGAACGUUUAAUGACAUAGAAAAAUGUCAACAAUAAGUACAAGAAAUAAGAUAUAAAACCUUCUAAAAUAUAAUACAAAUGUAACAAAUUCUAUUAUGUAUGUGUGUAUGUAUGAUAUGUGUAUUGUAAAUGAAUGAAAGAGAAAGCAAUAAACUCAAAGGCAGAGCAAUUAUCUCUGGGUAGUCAUCUGAUCAGUGACUCCUAUAUUUGACUUUUGGCAUUUUUGUGUUUUUCAGAUGUUCUCUAAUGAGUAUGUGUUACUUUUAUAAUCAGAAAAGGAGAAAUCCACACACACACAUCGUAUAUGUGUGGUACUUUGUUUUGACACAAAGCAUUUCCAGAAGGCAAAAAUAAAACCAAAAGCUUGUCACAGA